Molecule: messenger RNA, 3463 nt
Organism: Coturnix japonica (Japanese quail)
Lineage: Eukaryota; Metazoa; Chordata; Aves; Galliformes; Phasianidae
Source: RefSeq, a predicted model, not a curated record
CCGCGCCUCCUUCUGAUUGGCGGAGAGGCGGUUUGGCGCCAGCGACGGGUGGCGGCCGGGCUCAGUGCGGCGCGGGCAGCGCUGCCAGUCGGACGCGCGGCUCGGUUGGCUCCGGCUCGGCCCGAUGGAUCCCGCCGCGUCCCGCCGCCUCCCGCCGCUCUCUCCGGCUCCACCCGCCGCCGUGGUCAAGUCUCUGUUUCCUGCCGAGCUCUCGCCGGUCUCGGAUCUUCGCCGCACCAUGGAGCAGCUGGGACACGGGCAGCAUGAAAAUACUGAACAAGACCUGGGAAACAAGAGCACAAAUGGUCUGCAAAGAACAGUGUCCUCAGAGUCGACAGACUCAGGUUGCUGCCCUUGUGAUUCGCUCAUCGGCCUACCCCUGACGCCCAGGACAUCCAGAGAGGAAACGUACGUAAGCAGAUUUGAGAAGGCAAUUCUUGCAUCUAGCAGACUGAACCUUCGACUGCCUCUCAGAAGAAUCCAUUCACUGCCGCAAAGGCUCCUGGGCUCCAGUCCUGCUCUGAAGAGAAGCCAUUCGGACUCCACAGAUUGUAAUGCUUUUCAGCUCCUAGAACAGAAUGAGAAUAAGGAGAAUGAAUCAUUUGAGUUUAAGAAGCCGACCAAGCCAGCUUCUCGUAGUUCUGUGCACGUCCACUCCCAUGGUGGGAAAAGUGUUCUUGGACAAAGGCAGGACUCAGCCCUGGCUCAGGGAUUUCCCACUCAAGAAAUGCCCACGGGUGAAGUGGAAAACUACAGGCCAGCUUUCCUGCAGCAGGCUUCUCUGCCUUCCUCUGAAAGCGAAGAUGAUGAUGGAUUCUUGGAGCUCUUAGAUGAGCAAGAUCUGAAGAAUGAUGAGGAGAUGCCGUCUGACGUGUCAAGUCUCUGGACUGCACCGCUGGUCACCAGGAGGCCAUACAGCCGGGCCAGGCGAUGCCGCCUCUUUGGCUCUUCAUCUCUGCCCAGCGGCGUAGGCAGAACCACCCAGAAAAGAAUGGAGAGGUCCCAAGAGGAGAGUUCUUCAGGGAAAAGCAAGAAGAGGAAAAGCCUACCUGGAGCACAGUCUGAAGACUCAGAGAACACAAAAAUAGUAAAGACGCAAUCCUCUGCAGCAGAAAUCGAGAGCAUUUUGGCCAGUGACCAGAGGGACCUUAUUGGUGACUUCUCAAAGGGUUAUUUGUUCCAUACUGUCGAUGGGAAGCAUCAAGAUUUAAAAUACAUUGACUCAGAAAUGAUUGUGUCUGUCCUGACUGGGAAGUUUGCAAGCUUCAUUAAGGAGUGUGUGAUCAUUGACUGUCGCUAUCCGUACGAGUACGAAGGAGGACACAUCAAGGGUGCUGUGAACCUCCACAUGGAGGAGGAUGUGGAAGACUUCCUGCUGAAGAACCCAAUCCCUCCCUCGAAGAACAAACGGGUGAUCAUCGUCUUCCACUGCGAGUUCUCCUCGGAGCGGGGGCCUCGGAUGUGCCGCUUUGUGAGGGAGCGGGACAGGCUGGGGAACGAGUACCCCAACCUGCAUUACCCAGAGCUGUAUGUCCUCAAGGGGGGGUACAGAGACUUCUUCCUGCGAUGCCGGAGCUUCUGUGAGCCGCAGAGCUACCGCCCCAUGCACCACGAGGACUUUAAAGAAGACUUGAAAAGAUUUCGCACCAAGAGCCGAACCUGGGCCGGUGAGAGGAGCAAACGGGAACUGUACAGUCGCUUGAAGAAACUCUGAGGGCCAAAAAAGUGAACAAAGACUGCACCCCAUGGCAGGGGGGAAGCUGCAGCCUGCUCCUUGCUGGCAGUUAUCUGGUGUCUGCUCUCUUCAUCUCUUGUCCUAUUGGGAACACUGCAGCCACCGCUGGAACUGGGCAGCCUGGGUGCUGGCUGGCAGCUGGCUUCUGGGGCAAUGUGCUGCUCCGGGGGAAAGGCUUUGCACAUCACCACAUCCCCCAACUGCCCCACGACCCCCAGGGCUGGAGGAGGCUGAGGCUGGUGCGAACAGUGAGGAUCUUUUAGUGCUGGUAGCUUUUAAAUGCCUUGUUUUAAUUUAAAUACAGUCCAACGAAGCUUAAUGGUGCUGCAGUUGAAUCAUCCGGGUUGUGCUGGAGGCUGGUUCUGCUGCGGGGGGUGUGGGGGCUUCAUUCUUUUUCUCAGCUUUGAUUGUGUUUUGGUGAGGUGAGGAAAUGGUUCUUCACAGUUGGGGUUUCCAUGUGGCUGAACUCCCACAUGACACUGUAGGAGCCCUCUGGACAAAACCCUGCGGGGAAAUGGUGUGUUUUGUGUUGUAUCAUGUUCUCCUCAUUUACUGGAUUGCUUUAUUUCAUAGCAGCUUGAAUGUAGCUGAUGGGAUGGUGUGGGGUGUCAGGAGGGCUGGGGCCCCAUGCUGUGUUUAUGUGGCUGCUGGGUAUUUUGUUGUGAGGUUUCUGGAGGAAGCACAUGGAUCCAUCAAUGUGCUGCUGGGCUGCCCUGCAUUCACCUUCAUCCACCUCUGAAGCAGCAAAGCCUCCCCUGCUGGGAAAUGGGAAUCCUGGAGGGAAGAAGAGUUCUGCAGCCAGCACCGCCUGGAGCAGGGAGCUCCAUCACCCACCUGUAACAGGGCUCAUGGUUGCACAUUACAGCAGGGCUGGUGUUAAAGCUGUGCUGGUGCUUGUGUCACAUAGGACCAGACAACCUCAGUGCUGGCAGGGCUGCUGCUUUGCUCUGGCACCGCUGUGCUGCGUGGAGCUCAUCCUCCCUGCCCAUGUAGUGCUGCAGGAGCAUCGCCUGGCAGCUCUGCUGCUCCCAUUGCAGACACCUGCACGCUGCAAAGCUCGGCCUGCUCCAUGUGAGCUCCUGUGCCCUGCAAAAAAAAAACAUGGUAAUGGUGCCUUAGGUGGAGUUCUGCCUUUAAGUUCUGCCUUCAUUUUGUGGUUGUUUUUAUUUUAAAGACUUUCUUAAACUGCUGCUCAUCCCCUGCAGAACAGGGAGGGCAGAUCUGGAUUCGGACUUUCUUAUUUUAAAAUCAAAACAGCACCAGCUCAGCUUUGAGAAGGCAGCACCGUCAGCUGGCAGCGCUGCUAUGGGACUGUCUGUAUGUGCUGGGAGGUGUGGGCCCAACGUCAAGGCCACUGCAAACCCAUCGUCCCUCUGUGUGAACUUUGCAAAGAGAAAAAGCAGCAGCUGCAGCAGUGUUGGGGCGAUGCUCUUUUCUGACAUCACUUCUUGGCUGUUUCUGUGCUAAGAGCAUUCUGCUCUGUGCUCUUGCUGUGGAUGUCUCUAUAUUCGCUCCUCCUGCGCAGGAGGUCGCUGUAGGGCAGUGCUGCUCCCAUUCUCCUGCCCAGCCAGAAGGGUGGUCCUGCCUUUGUCCCUGCUGUGUUGUGUGUAAGGGGAGCCCUGGGGCCGUGGAGGAGGAGGCUGUAUGUCCGGAUGGGGUCUGUGCUACGUCAGCCUGCAGCUGUAAUAGACAUCUGCCAGUACAGAGAAUAAAGUCCUUAAACUCUGA